Messenger RNA from Dromiciops gliroides (monito del monte), 4023 nucleotides. Its product is annotated as tetraspanin-7-like. The transcript is spliced from 2 exons. The record is from RefSeq and is a predicted model, not a curated record. Bases 1696 to 2448 code for a protein of 250 amino acids. NCBI's taxonomy places the organism in Eukaryota, Metazoa, Chordata, Mammalia, Microbiotheria, Microbiotheriidae. Gene Ontology annotation, cellular component: membrane.
AGGAAAAAGAGUAAGCAUAUAGGAAGCACCUACUAUGUGCCAGGCACUAAGUGCCGUACAGGACCCUCAUUUUACAGCCGAGGAAACUGAGGCAGGCAGAAGGGAGGUGACGUGCUCAGUGUCAUAGUCAAUGAGGGUCUGAUCUGGAUUCGAACUCAGGGCUUCUUGAGUGCAGCUGUCCCUCAAAGGCUGAGUCUUUCCAUCCAGCUCUCCCUUACCCUGCGGCCGUGCCCCUCCCUCUUCCCCCACCCCUCAGCCCAGGGAGGGCCCUUCCUACGGGUCCAAGGGCCCCGCCCCCUCAGCAUUUCCCCCGAUGCCCCCUCGCUGUUGGGAAGCAGGACAGGGCAGGCUGGAGGACUGUCAUCCUUCUCUAUGAGAUGCAAAAUGACUGUCAGACCUCUCCUUGCCUCCCUCCCAUUUCUCAGAUGAGACAGCUUGAGGCCCCGAGGUCAGAGAGAGGCACCAGAUGGGGGAUGACCACCCGGUCUGGGAAGCCUGAAGGCUGAGGCGCAAAAGGGGGUGGGGAAGAUUAUUGGGUUGGACUUGGCAGCACUGGCAGCCCGGAGGCCAACUGGAGCCGCACCCCGGGCUCGAUCUUUGGGAUCUUGGGAUUAGGCUUGAGAGUUAAAACAGGAAGCCAAUUCCCUCGCUUUACAGAGGGGUGACGCAACUCCCAAGAUCGCCCAGGCAGGAAGGGAAGAGCUGGAAUUUGAACGAGGUCCCUCUUGCCCUGCCCCCCACAGGAACUCUCUACCCCAGGACCUGGGGGGGGGGGCGGGGGCUGGGGAGGGCAGGUAGCCGCUGUCCCAGGUCCCAACCUUUGACUGCCACCAGCCUGGGCUCCCAGCUUUCUUUCCCACCCCCACCCCCAGGUCUCUGUCCUUGACUCUGGCCCUUGGCCCCUGCUCACAGCGGGCAUCCCCCAUGCCAGGGCUCUGGGGUCUCCUCAGAAAUCACAGCAAAGGACCGAAGGGGGCGGGGAGCGAGGGAUGGAGCCUGAUGGAGAAGAGGCAUCUGUGGAGGGGUCUUGGCAAAGGGAAGACAAAGGACCAAGGGAAGUCAGAGGCCGGGGAGCUCUGAGUGAUGGAGAAGCAGGAGCGGGGCGCAGUCUUCUCAGGAGUCAGGUCAGGAGUGCUGGUGCCCAGCCAGUGGGCCGGGCUGAGCCAGCCAUACUUAGGGGAACUCCUCCCUGAGGUCAUGAGGAACACAAAGCCCAUGCAGGUCACUGAUCUGAACACCGCCCCUCCCCCCCAGCAGCUUGUCUACAGAAGACCUCCAGGCCCUCAGCCCGGAGCUCCCUAGAAGGCUCUUCCCCCCAUUUCUCUCCGUUCUCCCCUCUGGGAUCCAGCAGAACAAAUUGAGCUUCUUUCUCUCACUCCUGGUGAGGCCUUAUCACUGGAGAGGAGGAAGAAGGGAGGUGUGAGGACAAGGAGAGGGAGGAAGGAAGGAGGAGGAACAGAGGAACAGGCCACUGGCCUCUCCCCAGGGCCCGCCUCCGGGCAGCAUCCAGCCCAGCCCCACCAGGGGCCUGCAUUUAUCCCCUGGGCACCUGUGGGCCCUGCCCUGAGACUCAAAGGAGGAGGAAGAGCCAGGGAGGGUGGCAGUGCCCCAGCUCUGGGGAGCCCAAAGAGCGGGACGGCCUCAGGGUUGAAGGUGCAGGGCUUUGGAGGCCCUGGCUUGGCAGAACCCGGGUUCAUGGCCCUCCUGAAGCUCUCUGUGCUGGCCUUCAGUUUUGUCUUUGGAGCAGCCGGCCUGACGAUGCUGACCCUCGGGCUGUGGGCUGAGAUGGCGCUGGGAAGGUACCUGGCCCUGUCGGCCCGCGGAGCCCCCAGCGCCCCCUCCCUCCUGCUUGCGGCCGGGGCGGCCGGGCUGCUCUGGGGCGGUCUGGCAGGCGGCGGGGCGGCCAGUGAGCAUCGGGGCCUGCUCCGGGCAUCUGCGGCCAUCCAGCUGACCGCCCUGGGAGCUGGCCUGGCUGCCGGCCUUUCGGGACUGUGCUACCAGAGUGAGCUGGCCCAGGGCUUCCGCGCAGGCCUGUGGCAGGCCCUGUGGGGCUACGGGGCCGGAGGGCGGGGAGAUGCCAGUCUGGAUGCCCUGCAGCGGGGCCUGGGCUGCUGUGGGGUGGACACAUACCGGGACUGGCUGGACUCCCCCUGGGCCCGGAGUCCCCCGGCCCGGGGGAACGGCUCACUGCCCCCCAGUUGCUGCCGAGGCCAGGCCGACUGCCAGGAGGGGGCCGGGGCCGUGGCUCCGGACGGCUGCUUCUCCAAAGCCAGCGACUUUGUGGCAGACAACAUGGCCUUCAUCGCAGUGGCUGCCCUGGGGCUGGGGGCCCUGCAGGUGGUAGGGGUCGUACUGGCCUGUCUUCUGGCGGCCCGAAUGGUCCCUGGGGCCCGGACCCCUGCGGAGACCCCAAUCCCCGAUGUGUCUGCUGCUGCCCCUGAGCCCUGAGGCCCCUUGCCCCACUCCCCCCUCCCUGCCAGACUUCCAGGCCGGGGCCUGUCCCCUUUACAGACUCUGCUCACCCCGGAAAUAGCCUCAUCCGGUGGAGUCCUCACAGCACUGCCCUGAACCUAGCUGGUGUUUCCCUGGCCCUCCUCUGUGCCCUUCCUGCCCCAGACCCCGAGGGACAGUGGGCUGAGCAUCCUACUGAGCCCGGCCCCCCAGGCCAGCCACCCUCAGCAGGCCACGGCCCCAGCUCUGGUUCUUGGUGAGGGGCUGUGGGUUUAAGGAAGGUAGGAUUUGUGGCAAGAGGCCAGACCUGGGAGCAAAGAGAGGGCAGGAGCCCAAGAGCACAGGGCCGUGGCAGGGUCAGGUGGAGAAAGGGGAGGGCAGGGCUCCACAAACGGGGGAAGUCUUUGCUGUCCUUGGAGCCUCCCCUUUUCUGACUGGCUGCGGACUCUCCAGAUCCCCAACUUCCUCCCCUCCUCCCAGGUCCGAAUUUACAGGCCUGGGGGGAAGGGACAGCCGAGAGGGUGGGGGCUCUAAGCUACGUCCACAAAACCUCCAAACCCACAGGUCCCUGUUGCCCUUCCUGUUCUGCCCCCCUCACACCAGCACAGGGGAGGGGGCUCGGCCUGAGGCCAAGGUCAGCUGCCCCCCACCCCACCUCAAGGCUUGAGCUCUGCCCUCCCCUGGGUAUGCGAUGUGAGGGUACCCCAAGGUCUCUUCCCCAGCCCUGGCAGCUCCCCUCUUCUCCCUGCUCCACAGGGCCCAGUUCACUGCAGACCCAGGAGGAAACAUUGAGAGUCUUCCAGGCAGAAGCCCCAGAAAGAACCCUCUUUGCAGUGUCUCCAUCAUCCAGCAGCUGUGUGCCCAGGGGGCCGUGAAGUCCCUUUCCUCUGGUGGACCAGGCAGAGGGGCCACACUUGCCUGCUCUCCUUUAGUCCUCCCCCCUUAGUGUCCAUGUGUAAGCUCCUGUUCAAUGGCCAGCUCCCCCUCAGCCCUGGGGAUGGGGGCAGCUCCCCCUCAGCCCUGGGGAUUGGGGGGCCAGGCCCUCUGAAAGCACAGGGAGGCGGAAAGGGCUUGUGAGGGGUGGCCAGCUGGAAGGCCUAUGUUCCCUAUUUCCUGGUUCUCAUGAAUGCAGGCUACCUCUCUUCUGAUUUUACGGGAUUACGGGCCUCAGAGGUCUUGGCAUCUCAGCACCUUGCUGCACAGAUGGGGGGCAGGAGACUUUAGUAGUAAAGGCGGAUUUUGAACCCAUGUCCUCUGCCUCCAACGUUCUUGCUCUUUCCAAUAAGGCAGGUGCCUACUGCCCGCUGCAGGCUCGUGAUGACGCUGGCUGUUCUCUACCCCUCUUCCCUCACACCUGGACUUUAUUCUUUCCUUCUGAGCAGAAGUCUGGCCUAAGCUGGGAGUGUUCCCCCACUUCCCCGUCCACCCCAGUCCUCAGCCAUUAGGUUCGGGAACCUCUUGAGGGCUGGCCUCGCCUCCCUUUUCUGCAGGGGCUCCUCUGAGCCAUCUCCAUCCCCUGACUUCAUUUGGGUCAAUGCUUCAGCCUCUGCCUCAGUUUCCCCUUCUAUAAAA